CGCCCAUCUCGCCGAUGAUGACCUGGCGAUCAUCAUCUGCUGCCUCGUCUGGAUUCCGCGGAGAAUAUUUUGCCGACGCGAGGAAUCACCUUCCCUACGCCCUUGGCAACCCUUCCACCCCGCAGCAGCGAUGUUCGCUCUCCACCUUGGCGCAGCGGACGACACAAACGACGUCAGCAACUAGCAAGAUCGGCCCACCGCCGCGACUCGCGAUUCCGCCGGGCCCUACGCCCCUAUCAGUCAACGGCCGGCGCCCUGCUCCUCAUCCGCAGCGGAAACUACACCGACUCCGACGGCUCCUGCGGCGACAUCGACUACGAGUUCGUCACUUGCAAGGUCCGCCGCACCGAGGCCCUCGCGUUCAUCCCGGUGGCCUUCAUAUUCGCCAAAAUAUGCGUCGUUUCGGGGUCGCCAGCGUUCGUCGCUUGCGGGUUCAUGUAUAUCUUCCCCUGGAUGGCGAUUCAGGGCCUGCUGGUGUUGGUUCCUGUGGAAGACGGUCCAAGCUCCAUACACUAAGAGGAGGUGCACGAGUGCCUCCGGCGUGUGUCGACAAUUGCGGACUGCAUCUUGUUGGAUGUUCUCUGGUGGCUCGCGAUUAUCGCCGUCAGCAUCGGUGUAGAAAGUGCCAUCCGAUAUCCGCUGGAGCAAGGGGCGCUAGUACCUUUUCCUUUGAUGGUCGCCUGGUGUUUCUGUGGGAUCGCCAUAAACUUUCGGGACUGGGAUGUCCCUACGUUGAAAUCGGUCGUGGUCCCAUGGGGGUGGAUGGCGGUAAGUCAUCUAUCUUUUCUGGACUUUGAUGGCUUCCAGAGAUACAUGAGCCCGAAUAUAGUUGGUAUGUGUCUUUUUAUGAGGCCGGCGCUGGAUUUUACAAAGGUGUACGACAACGUACCGCUGCCGAAGGUGGACACGAUAUAUCAGAGAUGGGAAUUAAACGAAGCAUUUUCAACUUGGAGGGCGGCGUUUGAGAUUCUGACUCUGGCAUGGUCGUUCUCUGUGUACUUUCUGCGGUAUCAGGAGGUAGGAACGGCAAAGCCCGAGUGGCUGCGGUGGCUGGGGAUGUGAUAUGCUAUGGAUGGAAAACUGGUUGUUGUCUGCAUUUUUUGUUCGGUGGAACAUAUUUACGCAAGGAGUGAGGGAAUAAAAGGGGAGC
Molecule: messenger RNA, 1150 nt
Organism: Tricharina praecox
Lineage: Eukaryota; Fungi; Ascomycota; Pezizomycetes; Pezizales; Pyronemataceae
Exons: 1
Coding region: 15-797 (260 amino acids)
Source: RefSeq, a predicted model, not a curated record